Molecule: messenger RNA, 2843 nt
Organism: Varanus komodoensis (Komodo dragon)
Lineage: Eukaryota; Metazoa; Chordata; Lepidosauria; Squamata; Varanidae
Gene: OGFRL1
Product: opioid growth factor receptor like 1
Exons: 6
Coding region: 1-1716 (571 amino acids)
Cellular component (GO): membrane
Molecular function (GO): opioid growth factor receptor activity
Source: RefSeq, a predicted model, not a curated record
AUGGGCAGUUUGCUGAGCGGGGUCAGCCUCAAGGAGCCCACAACGGUGGAAGAUUGUGACUCCACCUGGGAGACGGACUCGGAGCCCGAACUCCAGGACCCCGGCGGAGAAGAAGGGCCGCUGCCGGAGGAGGCGGGGGGCGGCGAGGGCGAAGGCGAAGGCGACCCAGCUGAGGACGAGCAGCAGCAGGAGGAACCGCUCCCUGCGGCAAGCUGCUGGCCGGAAGAUGCUGAGCACCGAGAAGGGGCAGCUGAGGAAGACAAGGGGGGAGAAGAAAAGGUGGAGAAAGAAGGCGAGGAGGAGGGAGGAGGAGACCACGAGGGAGCGGGGCACGAAGAAGCAGAGGCCACCGGUGCUGAACAGGGGGAUGAUGCAAUUGAAGUGACAGCUAAACCAAAGAGAAGUUUCUAUGCUGCAAGAGAUUUGUACAAAUAUCGGCAUCAAUAUCCAAAUUUUAAAGAUCUACGAUAUCAGAAUGAUUUGUGCAACCUCCGCUUUUACAAGAAUAAAAUACCCUUUAAACCUGAUGGUGUUUAUAUUGAAGAAGUCCUAAAUAAAUGGAAAGGAGACUAUGAGAAAUUGGAACACAAUCACACUUACAUACAAUGGCUUUUUCCACUAAGAGAGCAAGGACUGAAUUUCUAUGCAAAGGAAUUAACAACAUACGAAAUUGAGGUAAAACAGAUGGUUUGUAAUAUAACCUCACUAUUUGGUGGUUUGGGGUUUUCCUUUUGGCCAACCAGGCUAUCUUCACUUUAUGUAUCUGUAAUGUUUUGUUAUUUGUGCUUUCUUUUUAAAAAUGUGUUACAGGAAUUCAAAAAAACAAAAGAAGCAAUUAGAAGAUUUCUGUUGGCUUACAAAAUGAUGCUGGAAUUUUUUGGUAUAAAGUUAAUUGAUAAAAAUGGGAAUGUAGCACGAGCUUCUAACUGGCAAGAAAGAUUCCAACACUUGAAUGAGUCUCAACAUAACUACUUGAGAAUCACCCGUAUCCUGAAGAGUCUUGGUGAACUUGGAUAUGAAAGUUUCAAACCCCCUCUUGUAAAAUUUAUUCUUUAUGAAGCUCUUGUGGAAGAUACCAUCCCCAACAUUAAGCAAAGUGCUUUGGAAUAUUUUGUGUAUACUAUUAGAGACCGAAGAGAGAGGAGAAAACUCCUUCGAUUUGCCCAGCAGCACUACAUGCCCUCUGACCAUUUCAUAUGGGGACCACCAAGAAAAUUGGAAGGAAGCAAGCCAAAUAAAAAGCUGCCAUCCCCAGUUUCUCUUCGCAGUAGCUGUGCUCCAAAACAUAAAAAAACAAAAGACUGCAAGAAUAUGUUCACCACUUAUAGCUCAAGCAGUAAAAAAACAGAUGAGAAAAAGGCGGAACAUAUUAAAAACAAUGAAGAUAAUGAUCAGAGUAGGAAAUGCACCAGCGCUGAGGUUGCCAAGCAGAGCAGUACUGAAAAGAACAAUCACACUGAAUGUCACAACUCCAAGCUGGAAGAAACGCCUAAUCCUGUGAACCAGAAGGAGAAUGCUUCCCAUUUAAAAAAACAUAAAGGCAAAAUGGAGGAAAAUUUCAGCCAGGACUGUAGAAACCUGGAAGCUGUAGAAAAUGAUUUCUGUGACAGUAAAAACAAUUCAGUUAAUAUAACAGCAGAUCUGCAAGACAAUGUAGGUAAGGAGAAAAAUCCAAUAGGAUCAAACAUAAAAAACAAAGAGGAGACUCAAACAUAAACUCAGUUGUUUGGUCUUUUGCUGAACAUAACAAAAUGGUGCAGUUUCUCACUUGCAUGAAACUGGAAAAGGAGAGGAUGAUCUUGAUACUGGGUCUAAUGCUGAAUACAGCAGCUUAACCUCUAAGGGGUUAUGGGUUCUUUUAUUUGACUCUGUUUACUGUUUGCACUUUUCAAAGCUGUGUAUUAAGCUUAAAAACUGCAUAACACUGAAGCCUGAGAAAAUUCAUUUGCUAAGAUGGCUGUCUGUGUGGACACACCUAAUAUGAUUUUGGUUAUCCUCUUACUCUAUUUCUUUUCUUGUAAACCUUCGCUAGAUUUUCAAGGAGCCAGAAUGAGAAUAUCUGCUCAUCAGAUAACUACUUAAUGUAUCACUAUUUUCAAUAUUUGUCAUUGCUUAAAAAUCAAGAAAGAGGCAGAUGCAAGAUUUACCUCCAUUCAAGAUGUACCCCCAGGUUCAAGACCUACCUCAGCUGUGCACUGAGCUACAUUCUCUCAGUCUUAGAUCCCCAACUGAUAAAUAAAAAUAUUACUAGUAAUUUGCUGUCCAGGGUUAGCAUGAGAAGAAAAAAACAAAGAUAGCAAAUCUCCUUUAAAAUUUAAAAGUACUUUACAAACAUCUAGUAGUACGAUUCAAACACCAGCAUUCUUCCAAUAUUGUCUCUUCCCUUGGUCUCCUCUAGUGCAGUGUAAUAGGUAAUGUUCUAGAUUUGGGAAUGUAGGAUUCAAAUGCCUCUCAGCUAUGAAACUUACUGCAUACCCUUGGACAAGCCAUAUCCUUUUUAUCCUGGCAUAUUUCAGCAGAGUUCUUCUGAAGAUAAAAUAGGAUAACGCUAUGUCUGCUAUUUAUGAGCUGAAAGGCAGUAUAUAUAUUUCUGUGUUUUCUUCUGCUUCCUAUAUUUUUCCUUUCUUCCUCUUAAUGAAGAACUCUUCCUUCUGUCCCUUCCCUUCCUUUUUCUUCUCAUGCAUCUGCACACUUCCUAAUAGUUUUUCCCAUAUUUAUUCCAGGAUAGGAGUAGGUGAGAAUAAUUCCAUCUUCUGGUAGGAGAGAAUAAUUCCAUCUAAGAUGAUUCACUUGUGCAGAUAAAGGAAAAUAGGGGACAGAAAAGAGUUAAACACUGUAGAGAC